UGUUUAUCUGCUACUGUUUCUGGGCUUGUUGUCAUGCUAUUUUUAAUGGCUUUUGUUUUAUUUAAUUUUUUUUGUUGAGAAUGUAUUUUCAUUCAAUUCUCAUUCAUUUUGCCUGAAGUAAUCAUAUUGUAGUAUGGUAACACUGCUGACUGCACAGAGCUGAACAAAACAGCAUAAGUGAAUAUUACAAAAUACAGCACAGAUCUUUAAAUGUUUUUUAUUUAUUUUUUUAUUUGUAUUUGUUUUUUUACUGUAUACUGCGAAAAAACUGGUAGACGUGCCAGGCAUGUUAACGAAUGACAUGACGCGUCCCAUAAUGCCCUGCGUUGACAAUAAGGAAACCGGUUACAUAAGCAAGUCAGCGUUUGUUUUGCUAGGUGCAGUACUGCAUGUACAAUUACCUGUGGUUUACCUAGAAACGAAGUCGUCUUUAUAGAUGUGGAGUUUUUAUACAUAAGAGUCCACAUGCUACGACGGUGCAACCAAGCGAUCCAAUUUGCAUUGACCUGUGAUAGCAUUAAAAAAAUAACACAAAGAGGCAAGCAGAUGCAGCAGGGCGGCUCUUCCUACCCCAGCUGUUCCUCUACCUCUGACUGUUUUUCCCUCACACACCUCAGUGCAGCUCAAUGUGGAAGUGAAAAUUUGUCUGAACCAGAGAAAAGUGAAGUGAGAGCAAAUAACACUUCUACAGAGCUCUCCAGGAUGAGGUCCCUUGUGAUGUUCUACUUGUCCUACCUGCUCUGCGUGUGCCUCGGUCUGUCCUGUGUGAUUUGCGUCUAUGUGUGGAACAGCCAGUGGCUAGGUGGGUUUAGCUGGGACGGUUCGUUCCUGCAGUUUAACUGGCAUCCUGUCCUGAUGGUCACAGGUCUUGUGGUGGUGUAUGGUAUCGCUGCUGUGAUGUACCGCAUUCCCCUGACCUGGGGUCAGAAUAAACUCCCCUGGAAGCUCCUUCAUGCUGUGCUGAUGCUCAUUGCCUUGGUCCUGUCAGUUGUGGGGCUUUGUGCUGUGUUUGAUUACCACAAUGCCAAAAACAUCCCCAAUGUUUACUCUUUGCACAGCUGGAUUGGAAUAGUCGCUACAGCUCUGUUUGCAAUGCAGUGGGCAUUUGGUGCCACUGCAUUUCUCUUGCCAUGUUCCCCCCUGUCACUACGUAAGCUCUUGAAACCUGUCCAUGUGUGGUUUGGAGGCAGCGUGGUGUUCCUCAGCAUUGCGGCCUGCAUCUCUGGAAUAAAUGAAAAACUCUUCUUUGAUCUUAAAGAAAACACCACUGGAAGUCAACAUUACCGUGAGCUUCCACCUGAAGCUGUGUUAGGAAAUGCAUUGGGAGUUUUAAUUGUAGCCUUUGGCUUGGUUGUCCUAAUGAUCUUGUCCAACCAUAAAUGGCAACGCCCAGACUCUCGGACGGGUGACUUGGCUUAUGCGCCACUUCUUCAAGAGGAAAAUGAAUGAAUGGAACCGAUGUCAAACUAGCAAAACGUCAUAGGCCUAAAUUCUCUGAAUGUAAAAGCAGCUGCUUCAGUGUGUGAGAAUUAUCUGUAAAUAUGUUUUUGAAAUUGUAUUUAAAAUACAGUAGUUUUGCCCCAAAUACUAAAAAAAACAUUCGAAACAUUGAACAUUAUGAUAUUUUCAUCACUAGUCUAAAUAAAAGUGUAAAUGUGCAGUCUGAACCAAUUAGGUCGGGUGAUUUUCAAAUUGGAAAAAGAUUUAAAAAACAGUACAAAUAUUGCUUACAGUAUUGAAUGUUGUAAUAUUUAAUUGUUGUAACAUUUAAUUGUUUGCUGACUCGCGAAGCAUUUGUCGUUACAAAGGUCCCAAUUUGAGGCAAGGAACAAAUUGAGUUAUGACAGCAGCAUACAGUAUUUAUUGUAUGUGUAGGAUUAUAGGUCCAUCUGUUCUGUAUUCUGCUUGUGAAGCCCCUCUCCUGAUUCCACAUAAGUAAGUAGUAGUGCAGUAGUGAUGAGAGUCAAACAACAGGUAUUGGUUUAUAUGGGUGGGUCGUCAUUCCCUCUGAUGACUGCACAUUCCAAGAAAGCUAACCAGCAUAAACUCUGUCACAUACACUGUAUGUACAAUAAACCACAUCAUCUACUUAUAAAAAUUAUGGUAAAUAAUUGCAUAAAAUCUUUAUGUAUCUUAUACAACACUUUUCUUUGUAUUUAGUACUUAAAUUUAUUUACGCCAAGAAAUUGUAUUUGCUUGUAAAGUCUACUUAAUUUUUUCUAUUUAACAUUUAGUACUAUCUUGCAGUAAAGGCAACUUAAUUCAGUCAUUUCUCUAAUAAUAAUUUUUGUGCUCUACUUAAAGGAAAACUUCACAGAUUUUCAAUGGGGGCUGACCAAAACGACCUUAGGUAGUAUGUAAGAAUAAAGGAACACUCAGAUUAUUCCAUAUUAUCUAUGCGGAGACAUUAUCAUUUAUUGUUGUGCUGUUGUGUUGUUCUGACACAGCUCAGAAGACUUUUUGCCUUGUGCUCACAGACUACAACUAGUGCUUCCUGGUUUCCUCUGUACCUGCCCCAGCAACAGUCAGGCUGAGAGGGGGCGGAGCCAGCCUGCUGGAGCGAAACUGCUCAGUCCGCCAUUGUUUUUCUCCCAUACGCUUACAGCACUAAUACUGUAUUCAGUGGCCGGAGGUCCUACUGUAGAUUAUUUAGAAGACAGCAAGUAUUUCAGCAAGCUAAAACAAUAAACGGUGGGAUGUACUGUAUUACUUACUCAGUGCUCAUUCCACCGGUCUGUCCCAGCUGCUUUUCUGUUUAGUCCUUGGUCUUCUAAAGCUAGUUUCAACUGCAGCUUGCUUGAACUAAUGAUCCAUAACACACACGAUCCCCCGUCAGCAAUUCGCAACUUCACCCAAGAUAAGUCGGCAGCAAUAAAGCUGAUAAAACCUACAAAAUGAAGUAGUAAUAGUUGCUGCCAGCCACUCUGAGCUAAUACCGAAGCUACUGUUAGCAACAUAAGCUAACGUUAAUCCUGACGGUCUAAAACACACAAACAGCAGAUCGUAACUUUACUCAAAGUUCACAGCGCAAACUAAAACAAUAAACAGUCAAGUAUAUUACUUACUCAGUGCUCAUUCAACUGUUCUGUCCCAGCUGUUGUUCCAGUUUCUUCCCGGUAUCCUGAAGCUACUUUUUAGCACCUUUGUCCACAUGUAGCCAAUCCUGAUGGUGUGUCAUCAGCAGUAGAGUCCGCAGCUUCAUCUGAACGAAAUCAGCAGCGGUUCACAUUAACAUGUGGUGCAGACCACCAGCUGUCUACUACACACAGCUCCUGUAAACUGCCCAACAGUCGGAUCGGCCAUUGAAUAUUAGUGCUGUAGAUGUAUGCAAUGAAAACAAUGGUGGACCGUUCAGUUUUGCCUCAGCAGCCCCAUUGCUGGGGCAGGUACAGAGGAAACAAAGAAGCACUAGUUUUUGAGCCCAUGGCAAAACCAUCUGCUGAGGCGUCUUAUGGGAGGAAUAAAUGCUAACUUCUCUGCAUUGAAAUUGUGGAGCAAUUUCCUUUAAGUUUCUUUUAAGGUUUCCUUUAACUUUUCGAGUUCCAAAUUAUUAUUAUAUGUUAUGGAUUAAAACUUCUAAAAGAUUUAAUGAAAUGCCUCAAUAGUGCAUUUCAGUUUAUUCGAGUAACUCAGCCCAGGGCAUAGAUAAGGACCAUCAGGUAUGCACAUGCAUGUGCCAUAUUCAAGAAUACCAAAGAAGCACCUCUGUUCCCUCAAUGACAAUUCCAGUUUCCUUGGGGAGAUCUUGAUCCCUGGUUUUGAUGACCACAAAGAUGCUGAGAACCAACUGAGAUCUGAGCCUCUUGAUUGAUGCAACAUUGUCAUCAUCAGAAACCUUUACAAACAGAAAAGAUAAAACUUUCAGCAUUUGGUCCAGUAUAAAGAUAAGAAUAGUACGUUAUUUAUUUAUUUAACUUUGGUGCUGAAGGAGUUAUUUAAAUAUGAUUAAGUUUGUUAAUAAUCCAGUAAGUUAACAUGUACCAAACUUCACCAUCGUUUUGUGUGAAAUAACUAGAUGCAUUGAAAUUUUAGCCCACUUACCCCACCAAAUAUAUAAAAGCAUUUAUACCUUCGGGCAGUAUAAAUACCACACGUAAAGUACCUGGUCAAAAUAAAAUGUCUGUUAUAAAUAACCAGUAAACAAAAGCAAAAAUAUAAUAAAUUGGUUAAUAAAUAGCAUCCCUCAUCUAAAUAUAUUAUUAACUUUCACAUCACUCUGAAAAUUUACAUCAGAUUCAACAUAAGACUAUAAAAUUCAAAAAUACUGAAAAUGUCAUGUGUUAUGGCUCGACCAAUAAAAUGGCUAGUCUAUUCAAAGGGGCGAGAAAUCUAAGCAGUAGUAGUGUUAGGCAGGGACAUGAGUUGGGUGCAUUUUAAUUACAUUUUUCAAUCAAAUUAAAACACACAAUGCUACUAUACCGUACAACAACACACAUCACAAACAGUGCUUCUACUUAGAUGUCAAUUCCUACGCAACAGUGACAAUUGAUUGUCUGUGGAAAUCCAGGGCAGUUACUCGCUAUCUCUGUAAAGGCAGCAACAACACAAUGCAGUGCAAAUACCUUCAUGUAAAAAAGUAGUCUAAAAUAGUUACAAUAGACAAGGUGUAAGACACUUUUCAGCGCUCGCUUCAAGUUAAAGGUAAUAUUGUAUGUGUGAGGUUAGCUUAAUGUUAAGCUUAGCUGAAAUGACCUUCACUGCCUUCAGUUGGCUAGCUUUCUCUUCGGAAUAAAAUAAAACAAAAAAUAUAUAUAUAUUUUAUACAUUAUACACAUUAAAACACAUAUUUUUACCUUCAGCCAAAAGGUUAGUUGCAUCAUCAGGUUCGUCCUGGACUCCUGCAUUUCUCCCACGAGACAACAGAAUGUUCUAUCUCAGUAGGGGAAGUUCCCCCGAAACACUGCCAGACUGUGAAGAUGCCUUGCCCUCGCAGUGCCACUCAUUUCAACACUUCUGAGGCACCAAAAGGAGUUCAGUGUGUCUCUUAUUAUGAUGGUCCUGAUUUCAUGUCCCCCCACAAUCUGAUAUCAAUUAUGUUUGUGGGCACACAAUCUAUGUGCGUCUUUCACCCAAUUGGUAGGUUGUUGUGUUCCUGUUCCAUGUUACAGAUGACUCCUACGUAAUAACACCUCAGUGGAUGCCGGACGGUGGUGCGGUGGGUAGCACUGUCGCCUCACAGCAAGAAGGUUCUGGGUUCGAUUCCCGGAGGCGGACCUCGUGCCUUUCUGUGUGGAGUUUGCACGUUCUCCCCGUGUUUGCGUGGGUUCUCUCCGGGUUCUCCGGCUUCCUCCCACAGUCCAAAGACGUGCAUUAGGUUGAUUGGCCUCUCUCCAUUGCCCGUAGGUGUGAGUGUGUGAGUGAAUGGUUGUCUGUCUAUGUGUUGCCCUGCGAUGGACUGGCGACCCGUCCAGGGUGUACCCUGCCUCUCGCCCGUAGCCAGCUGGGAUAGGCUCCAGCACCCCCGUGACCCCGCACUAGGGAGUAAGCGGUUAAGAAAAUGGA
Molecule: messenger RNA, 5502 nt
Organism: Betta splendens (Siamese fighting fish)
Lineage: Eukaryota; Metazoa; Chordata; Actinopteri; Anabantiformes; Osphronemidae
Product: lysosomal membrane ascorbate-dependent ferrireductase CYB561A3
Exons: 8
Coding region: 466-1449 (327 amino acids)
Cellular component (GO): lysosomal membrane
Molecular function (GO): oxidoreductase activity
Source: RefSeq, a predicted model, not a curated record